AUGCGGAAUAUCCCUGGUUUACCAAAGGAUAUGCUUACUAUUAACAUACCUCCUACACCGAGGCGCAAUCCAAGACGGAAGACUCGUUAUAGUCAUGGUAAUCGCAAUGGGGAGAGAACUGAUAAUGGCCCUCCCCCACAAACCGAGCAAGCACACGAACCUCUGCCACCAACUACUACAGAGUAUAAGAAUCCGAGCUCUGCCGUGAAGUCUCGUGAACGCGAUUGGGAGCGACUGCGACGAUACUUUGCAUGGUUGCCUAAGCUCGUAAUUCAGAAAACGUUUGACUGUACAACUCAGUUGGCUCGCAUUCCCAUGAGUGCCCACCUUCAACGUCACUACCGUUCACCGUUCCCAGCGCUUAAUGUCAACAGAUGUAAUGAAGGUUUAGCCACCGAUACCGUCUAUGCUGACACGCCAGACAUUGAACAUGGACAUGUGGCAGCCCAGUUCUAUGUGGGACUAUCCUCUCUUGUUAGCGACGUCUAUGGUGUCACUUCGGAUGCUCAAUUUCUCCAGACAUUACAGGACAACGUACGGAAGCGAGGAGCACCAUCCAAACUUGUGAGCGAUCGGGCUCAAGCACAAGUUUCCAAAGCAGUGAAAGACUACCUCCGUUGGCUAUGC
Cylindrotheca closterium is the source of this 627-nucleotide messenger RNA. Lineage: Eukaryota; Bacillariophyta; Bacillariophyceae; Bacillariales; Bacillariaceae. The record is from the annotation of a GenBank genome assembly.